Messenger RNA from Hippoglossus stenolepis (Pacific halibut), 1768 nucleotides. It is a transcript of the gene rasl11a, whose product is annotated as RAS-like, family 11, member A. Lineage: Eukaryota; Metazoa; Chordata; Actinopteri; Pleuronectiformes; Pleuronectidae. The record is from RefSeq and is a predicted model, not a curated record. The coding region runs from base 342 to 1109 and encodes 255 amino acids. Gene Ontology annotation, molecular function: GTP binding; GTPase activity. The transcript is spliced from 8 exons.
CUCCGCGUCUUUACGCACCGCGCGCACCGAGGAGCGAGCUGGAGUCCGCGCGGUCACAUCGCUGCACACAGACGGGGGAACUUCGUCCUCGCACGGGGGGGAAGAACUUCGAGGACAUAUUUGGAAAUAUUGCAUCUCAAAGAAAAAAAAAAAACCCGUUUCUCCCGGAAUGAAGCGGCAGCUGCACGAGUCCGGCUCCGGGAUUCCUCUGGAGCUCUGAGGGAUUAUUAUGGGACAUUAUGGGAAUAUUGGAGUGAUUGUUUUUGCUCCCUCUCCCCGCGGCGGAGGGAUUAUUCCCCCCCACUGAGCAGGAGGCUGAUCCGAGGGCGGAGAGGAGCUCGAUGCGUCUGACUGGCGACUCUGCACCGAGAACCAUGACCAGCGGCGGGUCCGGCAACUUCCUGCUGGUGCCCAUCCCGGAGUACCCGCUGCUGGACUGUGUCCCCAACAGGACCGUGAAGAUCGUGGUGCUGGGGGCGAGCAACGUGGGGAAAACCGCUCUGAUCGUCAGGUUCCUCACCAAGAGGUUCAUCGGGGAUUAUGAAGCAAACACGGGGGCGCUCUACUCCCGAAAGGUCACCAUGGACGGGGAGGAAGUGUCGCUUCAGAUCCAGGACACUCCCUGCGUCGCCCUCCAGGACGAUCCAGAGGGUCUGUACUGUCAGGAGCAGAUCAACAGGUCGAUCUACUGGGCAGACGGUUACGUGCUGGUUUUCUCCAUCACCGACCACAACAGCUUCCGAACCAUCCAGCCUCUCUACCAGCACGUCCGACGCAUCCACCCGUCUGGAAACAUCCCUGUGAUACUGGUUGGAAACAAGAGCGACUUGCUCCGCGCCCGACAGGUGCCUGCGGACGAGGGCGAGACGUUAGCAGCUUCGUUAGGAGGAGUUUACUUCGAGGCCUCGGCCAGAGAGAACCACGAAGGAGUCCACGGCGCCUUCCUCCAUCUCUGCCAGGAGGUGAUCCGAGCUCUGGGAGGAGGAAACGGCGAGAAGAGGCGAGGCGGCCUCCACCUGGCUCGACCCAAAUCCCCCAACAUGCAGGAGCUGAAGAGGAGGUUCAGGCAGGUCCUCUCCUCCAAGGUCAAGUCGGCCACAACUCUCUGAUCUCAGCGGGACAAAUGAUCGAAAACAAGAUCCCGACAGAGACAGAGACAGUCAGAGCUUCAUCGGAAGAUCAAAGUCGUGCAUUUUUCUUUGAAGGAGAAUUACGAGAUGUGUUAAUGGCGGGAAAACGCACAGAUGAACUUCAGGAGAGAACAAGUCGUCGUCUGCGGAGAGAUGAGUAAAGACAAAGACUGAAUCUUUAAGGCAGCUGAGCUCGUCUCUGUGUUUUUGGACGAGAGUCACAAGUGGACGUGAGAAGAGCUGAUGAUCAGAGCACACGUCGCAGACUGAGAAUCAGACAACGUGAUGGAUAUCGAGCUUCUCUGCAAACCUCUGAACACGUGAGGAGCCCGAUCCUCCGAACGCCGACGUCAUCAUGUCUCAGUUUCCUUCAGGCUGAAAAGUGAAUUUAAUCCAUCAAAUCAAUAAAGAAUUACUGAAUUCAACCAAUCAGAUUUCAAGGAAAUAGCAGAUGUUGCUCAAGACUUUAUUUCAGGUUCAGUUUGUCAUUGAUAUUUUUAUGUUUGAGACUUUUUGGGGCUUUCUUUAUAGAAAUAAAUGAUCCUUAAGAUAAGUCGAUGCCUCAUCUGAAACUUGACUGAAUUAAAAAAACUAAUUUCACUUUACACGAUUACUCUCAAAUAAAAGAUUUGAUUGCA